Ailuropoda melanoleuca (giant panda) is the source of this 4032-nucleotide messenger RNA. It is a transcript of the gene ZDHHC7, whose product is annotated as zDHHC palmitoyltransferase 7. The coding region runs from base 981 to 1907 and encodes 308 amino acids. The record is from RefSeq and is a predicted model, not a curated record. Lineage: Eukaryota; Metazoa; Chordata; Mammalia; Carnivora; Ursidae. The transcript is spliced from 9 exons. Gene Ontology annotation, molecular function: palmitoyltransferase activity.
CUCUGGGACGACACCGCGGGCUUCGGGCGCCUGGACAAGAACGCUCCGCUGAAUUUGACAACCUAACGGCGCAGUUUGGACUGUGCGGCAGCCCGUAGCCCCCAUCCUUUCUCUUCCGGACUUCAGUUUGGAUGGAUCCCUUUAUUUUGGCGAGAGGAGCUUUCGACUGAGAGCCGCCUUUCACAAGGAACUGUUAGUCUUCAAGACUCUCGGCUCCGCGAGGAUCCCGGCUUCCAAGUCCCCACCAAUCGCCUCAAGCACCCUCUCCGCAGCCGGCAGCGGCGCGGCCGGAACUGCGCAAGCGCGGUGCCGCUGACCUCGUGGGGUUCACUUCCGGGGGUCGCGCCGCCGGGCUCUCCAGGCUGGGCUCCGCGCACUCGUGUGUGCUCGGCUGCAGCCUCCCUCCGACCGGCCCGGCGGCACCCACCCGAACCCAGCCGCGGGGCCCGCUCCGGCCCGGCCAUGAGCGCGGCCGCAUGAUGCGUCCCUGCCUCGGCCGUUGCAGUCGCCGCCGCCGCAGGCCGGGAGGAGCCGCAGCGCCGGGCGACCCCGCCCGGGCCUCGGAUCCCGUCACAUAGGACACUAUGCACCUUAAGAUCCUGAAGAAAAGGCGCAAGAUGUCCGAGUAAUGUUUCGAGAUCGUUUGUGAGAAAUGGUCUCAGAAGGAGAUGGAUGGCAGUGUGGCACCGAGUGUGGAAAGAGAUGCACCCUGACCCCAGCGACUGGUGCACUUGGUGUCACGUCGCAAAUGGCCGUGCGGCCUGCUCUGCUGUUUCCAGCACGCGCAGACGGUUCCGUGCCAAGGGGCUGGUGCUUCAUUUCCUCCCCGCCCUUCCUGUUGCGUUCAUGAAGGAUAAACACGGUGACUCAGCAGAAUGCCCGCGCAGGGGGCUGCAGACUGAAUCCAUCGCCGUACCCUGCUGUGUUCAUUGACUGUUUCCUUGAAAAUACAGUGACUUUCGGGGUGCGCCGGGGAAAUCAUGCCGUCAUCAGGACACCGGCUCCGGGAUGUCGAACAUCAUCCUCUCCUGGCUGAAAAUGACAGUUACGACUCUUCGUCCUCCUCUUCCUCGGAGGCCGACGUGGCAGACAGGGUCUGGUUCAUCCGCGACGGCUGUGGCAUGAUCUGUGCCGUCAUGACGUGGCUCCUGGUCGUCUAUGCAGACUUUGUAGUAACAUUCGUCAUGCUGCUGCCUUCCAAAGACUUCUGGUACUCCGUGGUCAAUGGAGUCCUGUUUAACUGCCUAGUGGUGCUGGCCCUGUCGUCCCACCUGAGAACCAUGCUCACCGACCCCGGGGCCGUGCCCAAAGGAAACGCUACUAAAGAGCACAUGGAGAGCUUGCAACUAAAGCCUGGAGAGGUGAUCUACAAGUGCCCCAAGUGCUGCUGCAUCAAGCCCGAGCGUGCCCACCACUGCAGUAUUUGCAAAAGGUGUAUUCGGAAAAUGGAUCAUCACUGCCCGUGGGUGAACAACUGUGUAGGAGAAAAGAAUCAGAGAUUUUUUGUGCUCUUCACUAUGUACAUAGCUCUGUCCUCAGUCCACGCUCUGAUUCUCUGUGGACUCCAGUUCGUUUCCUGUGUCCGAGGGCAGUGGACUGAAUGCAGUGACUUCUCACCUCCCGUGACUGUAAUCCUGUUGAUCUUCCUGUGCCUUGAGAGUCUUCUGUUUUUCACUUUCACUGCAGUUAUGUUUGGCACCCAGAUCCACUCCAUAUGCAACGACGAAACGGAGAUCGAGAGGCUGAAGAGUGAGAAACCGACGUGGGAGCGGAGGCUGCGAUGGGAGGGCAUGCGGUCUGUCUUCGGGGGGCCCCCCUCACUCCUCUGGAUGAACCCCUUUGUUGGUUUCCGGUUUGGGCGGCUGCAGACCAGACCCAGGAAAGGGGGCCCAGAGUUCUCUGUGUGAGGCCUCGUCAUGCCGGGACUUGUCAACAGACUUUAAGUUAUUUAUUUGGGUCUGAAAGGGUAUCAGCAGCUCACCUGUGACCAUUAGGGCAGACAGAACCUACACAGACCAGCUGCUUGCAGCAAGCAGAGUUUUCUAUAUUUAUAGUCACAGAUGGCAGAUUUUCCAAACCAGUGACGGAUGACGCUCUGGCCAGUUUCCACCUGUACAACUGAUGAGCGGUACGAGGCCACGUGAAGAAGCCAAAUACCAUUAUCUUCCUGCACAGUUAGGAUUUUUGUUAAGAACACUUUGCAUUUUCUAAGAAGUUGUGUGGGAUAUUACAUGGGUGAUUAAAAUCCUGUGCAGCAAGCUGCUUUUUUCAAUCAUGAAGAAAAAAAAAAGUCAAUCCAGUGAAUAAGAAUUAUCCAACUAAUGGCUUCAGGGCAUUCCUGUUGACCCUGGGCUUCAUUAGUGCACUCCCUCGAGCAAGAAGGGGCGUUUACAUAGAAAUGCAUUUUGGUCUCAAUGAGCUCUGACACUUUGCACUGAAUUUGCAAAAGAUCUGAGCACUGAACAGUGAAGGUGGCUUUAGGUUCACUCCCGCUGCCCUGGAAGAGGCGUGCUUUGACCCUUUCAGCAAGUCUGUGCGUGUGUGUUUGUGUGUGUGUCUGUGCGUAUGCGUGCGUGUGUGUGUACGUGCGCGUGCAUGUGUGCUUUAAAAUCGGCAGUGUUGUCUAGGUGACAUAACAGGUAAUAGCUGCGUGCAGCCCACGAGCUGUCUUUUAGAAACUGACGUUUCAGGGAAGAGGGGAGAGCUGCCAUGGGACCCUCGUCCCGUGGGGUUUACUAUGAAUGUAUUGCAUUUUGGAGAAUAUCUUGAUCCAAAGAACAAUCACUCCUGUGUGGUCCUUCGUUGCCCUCCUGUUCUAACUUUAUUUUAAAGAUCUUGGGUGCGUGAGGGCCUGGGAACGGACGUGGUUUUGUCCAGCCAACUCAGCAGUGUGUGGACGGCACCUCAGUACGAGAACGGAAGGCUCCUGGGGGCCUCAUACUCUGCAGCUUGAUGUCGGUGGUGGGCGUGGAGGGGGAGCAUGGCCGCAGUGACUUCGCAAAGACAGACAGGUGCUGGACUCCGAGCCUCCCUCACUCACUCGCAGAGAGUACUCAGGAUGGCAACAGCUUUAUUUUUUGUAUCAUUUAUGUUUGUUUCUCUACCCACGUCACAAGCGAUGAAACAGGACGUUCGGUGCAGAGCUACAAUGCUACCAGAAAGCAAACAGCUCCCCUUCUCGGGGACUCGCCUUAAACUUGCCUGUCUGUCCCUGUUCUGCGGGACUCGUGAGGAAGCGAUCCGUGGCCCAGUCCGAGGCUCUCCCGCAAGCCUUCCUGCACGCUAAGAGUUGGUCUUACCUCCCUGGCUUUGAUGCCUUUCCGUUCGUCUGUGAACUGUUCUGUUUCUGUUUGGAAUUACUCCGUAUCCUCUCCUAAUCAGGGCUUCUGCUGCUGCUGACACAGAUCCACAGGGGGACCUACCUGAGACACAGCUGUCGCCCGGCUGGAGGAGGUCUCGGAAAUGGACCGAGUCUCUGCACACAUGUGUGAGCCGCGGGGGAGGGGCCGCAUCCCCGCCAGAGGGGCAGGCCCGAGGGGGCUGGACACGACGCGCAUCCAGAGGUCGUGUGGCACUCAUUUGCACAUCUGUUGUCUGGGGUGGACAUGUGUAUUCGGCUUCAGUGUGAGGCUUUUAAUAUGUAUACCUGUUUAUCAAUAAAAACAUGGUCGAAGUGGUUGAACCCCGUGAGACUUGGCAAGUGUGUGCAGAUCAAGUGUCCUUGACUUUCACCUCUUCAGGGUCACUUUCAUGUGCAGUAAAAGUCGUCGCUGAUGGCCGCGGACAGCUGGGUGAGUGGCACAGGUCCUCACUGACCGUCAGCACCAGCAGCCUGGCCGCCGCCGUCACGGUGGCACUGUCCCCAAGCCCUGAAAUGCUCAGGUGCCAUGCCGAGUGACGUGGGCCGGUGGGCACUGCCCUACCCACGGUUACUGUCUGCUCCAAGUCGGGGCAUGCCGUUGGCUUGACUUGAUUCGGAGUAUUCCUGUCAGUUUUUUUAGUGCACUUUGAAAUAAAAACAAUUUUUAAAAA